Molecule: messenger RNA, 26528 nt
Organism: Coregonus sp. 'balchen'
Lineage: Eukaryota; Metazoa; Chordata; Actinopteri; Salmoniformes; Salmonidae
Source: the annotation of a GenBank genome assembly
AUGGCCGACUGGGGGAUGGGCAGGGAGAACAUCCAAUCAGGGCUCUGCAAGGUGCCAUUGAUGAGUUCUGCUGACAGGGAUAGGUUGGUUAUGAGGGAAGUGGGCGUUGUCAUGUUGCUCAUCAGGUCAUGUGACAGGGUCAGGUUGGUUGUGAUUGGUUGGGAGACGCGUGUGGCGCCGUAGCUCCCCUAGAGUGCUGCGUAGCCGAUGAAGGUGGUGCUGCUUAGGUGGUCGUAUUUGCGGAAAGACAGGAGGCCGGCGAUCAGCUGACACACUCCACCUAUCAGGAUCAGGCGAACACACAACACUGUUAGUGAUGUUAAACAACCACCUAAAAACACACAACACUGAUCCGAACAGGAACGAACUGAUCCCAUUGAAUAACAUGCCUAACACCCCCGGCCAUAGAAACUGUCUGGAAAACCAUCCGAGGUUGCCAUGGCGUCUGUCGUUUUAGCUACAGCUGUAAAACAACAGAGACAGUAAUAAUAUUAUAUGAACAUGAGAGAGAGGACAGCAAAGAAAACAUUUAAGAGAAAGACGGAUGAAUGAUGAACAUACAAGCUAUUCAGUACCCUAUUAUUCCAGCAUCGGUCUGGGGUGGUGUUUAGCUAUAAGGCUCUAGGCUGGGGUCCCAAAUGGCACCCUAUUCCCUAUGGGUCCUGGUCAAAAGUAGUUCACUAUAUAGGGAAUAGGGUACCAUUUGGGACGCAGCCCUAGACUGGUGUGGUUGGCUGGUCUGUCUGUCAACACUCUCCUACAACCCAGGGCUAAGAAUUCCUCUUGCUCUAAAUUUAAACCCAGUAUUGGCUCAUUCCUGUCCUGCCAGUUUCUUUAUUCUGUGGAAUGGAAAUAAAGUAUACAUGUGUUUUGGACAAUAAACAACCAGAGGAUAUAUUUGCAGAGUUGAUGAUGUCACUGGCCCAGUCAUGGAGGAUAAAUGUUAUGUUGACACAGGUCCUACCCAGACAGAGAAAAACAGGCAGCAUUUAAGCUUUUUCGAGCAGAUUAGAGCUAGAGGAGAGAGAGAAAGGCGCGAAGCGAGCGCGCGCAGAGAGCGCGGCGAGAGACUUCUCUCGAUCUCACUCUAUCUCGCUCGCUCUCUAUACUCUCUCUUCUCUCUAUCUCUCUCUCUCUCUCUCUCUCUCUCUCUCUCUCUUCUCUCAUCCCUCCCCUCCCAGUGACAAACACAGGAGCCACAGUACAGUAAGGGUGACUGGAGGGAGUCAGUGUACAGCAGGUGCCUAGAGAGAUAGGAGGCUGCUGCCUAGCCAACCUUUCUUUACUUCCGUUCCCUCUUUCCCUGAGACAGUGACAGGAGACAGAGCACACUUAUUUACACUGUAUAUGUCAGCCUGUCUAUCAUCAUAUGCAGUCUAUCACAUAUAUCUGUUAGACUUACAUAUAUACAGUAUGUGUCUGCAAGUCUAUUAUCAAGCAGUUGCAAGACUGGCUUUAGUACAGUAAGUAGUAGAGUAGACUGAUUCUAGUAAGUAAUAUCAGACCUCUCUCUCUCCAUCACUAUAUUACCAUCACUACACUACUAGCCUCCGCUAACUUUUCAGACAACUUCUCCACAGUAUUGUAAGCUGUUCUUUACAUUAUCUAUGUUUUCAUGACAUGGUAAAUAUUUACAUAAGAUACCAGUUAUUUCUAAUCAUGCCGUGAAUGUUUGAAUAUAAUAUUCUGUUAUCCUGAAACUAGCCUACACUGUGCAUUAACACAGAAAUGAGAGGAGAUGGAUACAGCAUGCAGUUAAAAGGGAAAGAGUAUUUACCUGUUUGCAGCUGAUGAUGAUGAUUAUGAUGAUGAUGAUGCUCGGACGGAGAAAGAGAAGACGCGAUGAUGAGUCUGAUCGGACAGAGAGAGAAGGCGUUGCUUGCUAGAUGUUCUGGAGGAAUGUUGAAGUUUAUCAACAUAAAUAUCCAAUCCUGAAAGUGGGAGGAGCUCCAGGAGUUCUUCCGGCCUCACCCCCCUCACCCCUCGAAAGGUGACAUCACACCUUACCUGGGUUGUUCCAUGAAAUUAGUGCCUGUUGUGUCCCUUUGAUAUUUUAAAGGUCCAAUGCUGACGUUUUUAUCUGAAUAUAAAAUAAUUUCUGGGUAACAAUUACGUACCUUACCGUGAUUGUUUUCAAUUAAAAUUGUGAAAAAUAAACAAAAAUUGCUUCUUAGCAAAGACCAAUUUCUUUAGCAAAGAUUUUGCUAGGACUGCAUGGGAGAGGGGAGAGGAAAACUGAACAUAUGUUAUUGGCAGAGACGUUUGGAACUCUUUCUUCCUGGUCUAUUAGCCCUGUGUAGCUCAGUUGGUAGAGCAUGGCGCUUGCAACGCCAGGGUUGUGGGUUCGAUUCCCAUGGGGGGCCAGUAUGAAAAACGUAUGCACUCACUUACUGUAAGUUGCUCUGGAUUUGAGCAACUUAAAUGACUAAACUGUAAAUGUAUUAACUAAUUUACUGUCUGGUGAUGUCAACAGGCAGGCCAAAACUCCAUCCCACCAAAACAGGUUUCAAACAGUUCUUACACUAAAUGGGCAUUAUCACAAUUUCACAGUAUUAUUCCAACCUCAGUGUGAAAAUAUUGUAUAUUGUACAUAGCCCCCCCCUUUCUAAACCCUAGCCCCUAGGGUUACAAAACAAAAUCCUUAAAACGACCCGGAGGUCGCAUCAGUCUCUUGUGCCUCCCCGUGACUCUCACCGGCGGACCCCCAGAACACUCAUCUGCCCCAAUGUCAUUUCCAGCGCCCUCCGAAGAGGCAGCCCCCGCCCCAGGCUCAGGUUGUGCUAGGGUCUCCUCGCUAGACUGUUCCCGUGGGCUCACAUCAGAGUCCUCACUUCCAUUCCCUACCGUUUUCCUCCCUCUGUAGGGCGCCAAUCGGUCCUGGUGGACCACCACCUUCCUGCUCCGUGGGGGAACCUCCACCCGGUACGUCACCUCCCCCACUCUCUCUAUCACCAGACACGGCCCCACCCAGGCACUGUCCAGCUUUGGGCACCGCCCCUUCUUGCGCGUGGGGUUGUGAAGCCACACGCGUUCUCCCGCUCCAAAGUGUCUCCCCCUAGCGCGUGAGUCAUAGUGGCGCUUUUGGCGCAUCCCUGCGUUCUCGAGUUGCUCUCUUGUGAAGGUUUGAGCCGCUUCUAACCGGUUCUGCAGACGACAAACAUAGUUCGGGCCAGGCAAAACCCCGUCGUCGUUAUCAGGAGGGUGGCCAAACGUUAGUUUGGCUGGGAACACGACCUAACAUUAGUAGCGCUGGGGAGCACGCAGUCGAUUCUUGAACAGCCGACCUACAUGCCAUAAGAAUAAAUGGUAAGUGGGUGUCCCAAACUCUCUGGUGUUUUGAGGUGACGAUAGCCAGCUGUUGCGCUAAUUUCUGUUAAAUCUUUCCACCAGCCCAUCACUCUGGGGGUGAAGCGGAGUAGUGCGCGUCUUCUCCUCGCCUAACCGUCUACACAACUCUGAGAACACCUGUGACUCAAAGUAUCUCCCCCGGUCACUGUGAAUAGACUGUGGCACCCCAAACCGACUGAUUAUUCCCCCUAUCAACGCAUCAGCUACUGUCUCUGCCUCCUGGUCUGGGAGAGCGUAAGCCUCUGGCCACUUGGUGAAGUAGUCCAUAGCAAUUAGAAUCCACCUGUUACCGCUGUCUGUGGUUGGAAACGGCCCCACUAUGUCUAACCCCAGUCUCUUCACAAACCUACGAUAGUAGGAUGCCAGACCCAGGAAGCUCUUAACCUCUUUUUUUCCCCCUGGAACUGGCCACCCCCUCACAGCCUCCACUUUGUCUGGCAUCGUGCUGAUGCCCUCACCACCCAGCUGAUGACCCAGGAACGCCACCUCCCUUUGCAUGAAAUUGCACUUUUCCGGGUGUAAUUUUAGCCCCGCCCCCGAAAUCCUCUCCAACACUCGCCUAAGUGCCCCCAGUGCCCCCUCAAACGAUGUGCCGUGCACCAAUAUGUUGUCUAGGUACACGACACACUCGUCUCUCGGAACCCCCGCCAGCACUCUGUCCAUGAGCCUCUUAAAGGUGGCAGGAGCAUUACAGAGCCCGAAGCACAGCACCUUGAACUGCCAUUGGCCCCUAUCUGUGGAGAAGGCAGUUUUUUCACGUGCCCCAGGCGAGAGGGGCACCUGCCAGUAGCCACUGCGCAGAUCAAGGGAGGAGAACCACGAGGACCCUCUGACGUGGUCUAGCGACUCAUCGAUCCUCGGUAGGGGGUAAGAGUCUUUAGUGGUGACAGAAUUUAGGCCCCUGUAGUCAGCACAAAACCUAAGUUUACCCCCUUUCUUAGGCACCAUGACGACCGGCGCGGACCAUGGGCUAUCUGAUGGCUCAAUGAAAUCAGCCCGCAACAUGUCAGCAAUAGCUGUGUCUGCUGCUUCCCUCUUGGCAAGGGGAAUACGACGGAGCCAAAUUUUAAUGGGUCGGGCGUCCCCAGUGUCGAUGUCGUGCUGAACCAGGUGCGUUUGCCCUACCUCAUCUUCCCCUCAAGCGAAGCUAUCUUUAAAGUCAAACAGCAGCUGCUUUAACUGUCUCUGUUGUCUCUCAUCCAUACCUUGACAGUUUUUCAGCCACACAGCCUCAACGGCGUCGAUAACUUCCUCCUUCCCCCCGUCGGGCUGAUGGGGUGAAGGAGCCAGUGUGUUUUGGGCUACUGGGCUGCCUGUGCUUGCACCAUUAUGGGGAGUGAAGGUCGUUGCCACCGGAGACAGCUGCUGGGAUGGCACAAUGACCAAGGGAGCAGCCGGGACGACCAAUGGAGUUUCGGCAAGACAGAGGGACAGCCCUGCCCCCUGCUGGCCCUCCCGAAGGCGACAUUCCCACUGUGGGCCCCCCCGACAGCCUCAAAGUGCCCGAAGCUAAGUCCAACUGAGCCCCACAGUUUUUCAAAAAGUCCAUUCCCAGUAUACAGGGGUCCUGUACCGCUGCUACCCACACCGGACACCCCACAGUUCUCCCCCCCACAGUCACAGACAGCUGACACUUCCCUAACAUGGGGGCUAGCUCCCCCGUGACAGUCCGUAGCUGGACAAGGGUCGGCUCCACUCGCACCCCAACAGGUAGUAUGUCUGGUCUCACCAGGGUUACUGUAGAGCCCGUGUCGACCAGGGCCAAACAUUCCACCCCCUCUACCUUGACGAUGACAUUGCAGAAGUCCCCCACGGUAGUACGUCCCACCACAACUACCGGACUAGGAAACAAGGCGGCAGCUACACCCUGGGGGAGCAGGUCCCCACCCUCUUGCCUGUGCUGCUGGGUGCCUCUUCUGCUUACUGUGGGUUCGGGGGCGGGGGGGUGGGCCCGCGCUGCCCCCUGCGCGAGAACCCACUGUCGUUUCCCUGGUGACGGAAGAAUCUGCCACACUCCCGCUGAAUGUGGCCAGGCUGGCCACAACCCCAGCAGACAAUGGGAGUUGAGCUGACACUGCGAUGUUGCCUGGAGCCCCUCUCAAUGACAAGCGAAGCAGUCUUGACUAACCCGCCCAACUCGUCGACCCACUCUGGUUUGGUGACCUCCGGCACCCCGGCCGCCGCUGCUCUCAUCUCUGAUUGUCUGGCAACCUCCACUCCCACUCCCUCACCCCAGAUCAGCUCCCUCUUCCUGGCUAUCUCCACUGCAGCCCGCAGAGAUGGUGGGUCCGCCAUCUGAACAUGCUUACCCAGUUCGGUGGAAGAGAGCCCUCUAAUAAAACUGUCCCGUGCCAGCUCGUCUUGCACCCCAAUCGGCAUAGUUGCAUAAGCCCGCCUGGUCAGGCUCAGAAUACCACUUGCCAACGUCUUUAAUGAUUCCCCCUGAAGUCUCUUUUUGUUACUCAGUUCAAUCCGCAGCAUGUUGGGCUGCUCAUCGCUGCCAAAACGGCCCCCCAAUGCCUCCACUAGUGCACCGUAGUCGCCUCUCUCGUCCGGGGCUAGCGUUAGCAGGCAUUCCAAUGCCUCCUCUGCCAGGCUCAGGGCAAGAUGUAACGCUUUCGUCUCGUCAGACCACCUCCCGGCUCUAGCCAACAACUCGAAUUGAGUGAAAAAAACUUCCCAUUUACCUUAUCCAUUGAACUUUGGAAGUUUAGCCGCUACAGUGGCUAAUGGCAAUAGGGCGCUGCCAUCUCUGUUUACAUAAGCAGGCCCAGCCAUUUCCGCAUGCGGUGACGUCGACAUCCCCGUGACGUCUGUUCUGGUCGAGCUGUGUGAAGGAAAACCCACCAGUUCUGCCAUCUUGUUGACUGACAAUUUAACUUCCGCCAUGUGGCUCUCCAGCUCUUCUACAGCAGUCGUCGCCUGACCCUCCCGACCGGAUACCCCCGAGCCCACAACGGACACUUUGUCCGACUCUUCCUUAAUCUUCCGCCUCGCCCCGAGCAUCAUGACCGUAGAUGCGAGCCACGCUAAAGCCAACCACGGCCUAUACUGAAACAGCUAACUUGCCUAAUCUCGAUCUAUCCCGUAGUUCGAAAGCACUUCUGACACCAAUGUAAUGACCCAGCUGAGUCAUAAAGGAAAAGAAAGACGGGCACCAGGUGUACAGGCAGAACACAGGUUUAUUCCUAAAUGGGCUAUUGUUCAGGCCACAGCCCACGCCGCUAAAUCCCGAACGUACACAAAUAUAACAUGUCAAGUUAAGGGUCCCGAACAGAAGAGAGAGAGAUGAGACAGUAACCCCUAUUUAUGCAUUUCAAAACCCCGCGGGAUUACCCAUCAUACCCCCCGAACCUUUCCAUCUGUCCAGGCAUAUUUAACCCCUGCUAGCACCCAUGAGAACAAUAACACACCCACGAACACAGAACACAAUACUGGGUCAUUACAAUAUACACUGAGUGUACAAAACAUUAGGUAUACCUUAAUACUGCCAGAUGUGCAUAAUGGUGCCGGAGGAGAUGGCUGCCAUUUUACAGGCUCCUAACCAACUGUGCUAUUUUGUUAGUUUUUUCGCGUUCUUUGUAAAUUAUAUUUGUAAUUAUUGUGUACAUAAUGUUGCUGCUACCAUCUCUUAUGACCGAAAAUAACUUCUGGACAUCAGAUCAGCGAUUACUCACCUCGCACUGGACAAAGAUGUUUUCUUUAACGAGUCUGACACGAAGGAUAUACUGCUUUCUCUGGAACGGGCCCAAAUCCCCAUCAUUUGCGAUAUAAUUCACUGUGUCACAAUUCUAGUGGGUCAGAAGUUUACAUACACUAAGUUGACUGUGCCUUUAAACAGCUAGGAAAAUUCUAGAAAAUUAUGUCAUGGCUUUAGAAGCUUCUGAUAGGCUAACUUAAAUUUUUUGAGUCAAUUGGAGGUGUACCUGUGGAUGUAUUUCCAGGCCUACCUUCAAACUCAGUGCCCCUUUGCUUGACAUCAUGGGAAAAUCAAAAGAAAUCAGCAAAGACCUCAGAAAGAAAAUGGUAGACCUCCACAAGUCUGGUUCAUCCUUGGGAGCAAUUUCCAAAUGUCUGAAGGUACCACGUUCAUCUGUACAAACAAUAGUACGCAAGUAUAAACACCAUGGGACCACGCAGCCGUCAUACCGCUCAGGAAGGAGACGCGUUCUGUCUCCUAGAGAUGAACGUACUUUGGUGCAAAAAGUGCAAAUCAAUCCCAGAACAGCAGCAAAGGACGUUGUGAAGAUGCUGGAGGAAACAGAUCCAAAAGUAUCUAUAUUCACAGUGUAACAAGUCCUAUAUCGACAUAACCUGAAAGGCCGCUCAGCAAGGAAGAAGCCACUGCUCCAAAACCACCAUAAAAAAGCCAGACUACGGUUUGCAACUGCACAUGGGGACAAAGAUCGUACUUUUUGGAGAAAUGUCCUCUGGUCUGAUGAAACAAAAAUAGAACUGUUUGGCCAGAAUGAACAUCAUUAUGUUUGGAAGGAAAAUUAUGUGGAUAUAUUGAAGCAACAUCUCAAGACAUCAGUCAGGAAUUGAAAGCUUGGUCGCAAAUGGGUCUUCCAAAUGGACAAUGACCCCAAGCAUACUUCCAAAGUUGUGGCAAAAUGGCUUAAGGACAACAAAGUCAAGGUACUGGAGUGGCCAUCACAAAGCCCUGACCUCAAUCUUAUAGAAAAUGUGUAGGCAGAACUGAAAAAGCAUGUGCGAGCAUGGAGGCCUACAAACCUGACUCAGUUACACCAGCUCUGUCAGGAGGAAUGGGCCAGAAUUCACCCAAUUUAUUGUGGGAAGCUUGUGGAAGGCUACCCGAAACGUUUGACCCAAGUUAAAAAAUUUAAAGGCAAUGCUACCAAAUACUAAUUGAGUGUAUGUAAACUUCUGACCCACUGGGAAUGUGACGAAAGAAAUAAAAGCUGAAAUAAAUCAUUCUCUCUACUAUUAUUUUGACAUUUCACAUUCUUAAAAUAAAGUGGUGAUCCGAACUGACUUAAGACAGGGAAUUUUUACUAGGAUUAAAUGUCAGGAAUUGUGAAAAACUAAGUUUAAAUGUAUUUGGCUAAGGUGUAUGUAAACUUCCGACUUCAACUUUACAUAUCCCAACCAGAAGCCAUGGAUUAAAGGCAACAUCUGCAUCGAGCUAAAGGCUAGAGCUGCCGCUUUCAAGGAGUGGGACACUAAUCCGGACACUCAGACGAACCAUCAAACAGUCAAAGCAUCAAUACAGGAUUAAGAUUGAAUCCUACUACACCGGCUCUGACGCUCGUUGGAUGUGGCAGGGCUUGAAAACGAUUACAGACUACAAAGGGAAGCACAGCCGCGAGCUGCCCAGUGACACAAGCCUACCAAACGAGCUAAAUCAAUUCUAUGCUCGCUUCGAGGCAAGCAACACUGAAGCAUGCAUGAGAGCACCAGCUGUUCCGGAUGACUAUGUGAUCACGCUCUCCGUAGCCGAUGUGAGUAAAACUUUUAAGCAGGUCAACAUUCACAAGGCCGCAGGGCCAGACGGAUUACCAGGACGUGUACUCCGAGCAUGUGCUGACCAACUGGCAAGUGUCUUCACUGACAUUUUCAACAUGUCCCUGACUGAGUCUGUAAUACCAACAUAUUUCAAGCAGACCACCAUAGUCCCUGUGCCCAAGGACACUAAGAUAACCUGCUUAAAAGACUACCGACCCGUAGCACUCACGUCUGUAGCCAUGAAGUGCUUUGAAAGGCUGGUCAUGGCUCACAUCAACACCAUUAUCCCAGAAACCCUAGACCCACUCCAAUUUGCAUACCGCCCCAACAGAUCCACAGAUGAUGCAAUCUCUAUUGCACUCCAUACUGCCCUUUCCCACCUGGCCUAGAGGAACACCUACGUGAGAAUGCUAUUCAUUGACUACAGCUCAACGUUCAACACCAUAGUGCCUUCAAAGCUCAUCACUAAGCUAAGGAUGCUGGGACUAAACACCUCCCUCUGCAACUGGAUCCUGGACUUCCCGACGGGUCGCCCCAAGGUGGUAAGGGUAGGUAACAACACAUCUGCCACGCUGAUCCUCAACACGGGGGCCCCUCGGGGGUGCGUGCUCAGUCCCCUCCUGUACUCCCUGUUCACCCAUGACUGCAUGGCCAGGCACGACUCCAACACCUUCAUUAAGUUUGCCGACGACACAACAGUGGUAGGCCUGAUCACUGACAACGAUGAGACAGCCUAUAGGGAGGAGGUCAGAGACCUGGCCGUGUGGUGCCAGGAUAACAACCUCUCCCUCAACGUGAUCAAGACAAAGGAGAUGAUUGUGGACUACAGAAAAAAAAAGAGGACUGAACACGCCCCCAUUCUCAUCGACGGGGCUGUAGUGGAACAAGUUGAGAGCUUCAAGUUCCUUGGUGUCCACAUCACCAACAAACUAUCAUGGUCCAAACACACCAAGACAGACGUGAAGAGGGCACGACAAAGCCUAUAUCCCGACAAAGCCUAUAUAAGAUUUGGCACGGGUCCUCAGAUCCUCAAAAAGUUCUACAGCUGCACCAUCGAGAGCAUCCUGACUAGUUGCAUCACCGCCUGGUAUGGCAACUGCUCGGCCUCCGACCACAAGGCACUACAGAGGGUAGUGCGUACGGCCCAGUACAUCACUGGGGCCAAGCUUCCUGCCAUCCAGGACCUCUAUACCAGGCGUUGUCAGAGGAAGGCCCUCAAAAUUGUCAAAGACUCCAGCCACCCUAGUCAUAGACUGUUCUCUCUGCUACCGCACGGCAAGCGGUAGCGGAGCACCAAGUCUAGGUCCAAAAGGCUUCUCAACAGCUUCUACCCCCAAGCCAUAAGACUCCUGAACAGCUAAUCAUGGCUACCCGGACAAUUUGCACUGCCCCACACCCCUUCCCCCUUUUUUACUCUGCUUAUUAUUUAUACAUAGUCACUUUAACUCUACCCACAUGUACAUAUUACCUCAAUGACCUCGACUAGCCGGUGCCCCUGCACAUUGACUCUGCACCGGUACCCCCCUGUAUAUAGCCUCCCUACUGUUAUUUUAUUUUACUGCUGCUCUUUAGUUAUUUCUUUUGCUUAACACUUUAUUUUAAUUUGUUUUACUUUGCAUUGUUGGUUAAGGGCUUGUUAGUAAGCAUUUCACUGUAAUGUCUACACCUGUUGUAUUCGGCGCAUGUGGCAAAUACAAUUUGAUUUGAUAUGAUUUGAAGACUGAAACAGGUUUCCCUCAAGAAUUUCUCUGUAUUUAGCGCCAUCCAUCAUUCCUUCAAUUCUGACCAGUUUCCCAGUCCCUGCCGAUGAAAAACAUCCCCACAGCAUGAUGCUGCCACCACCAUGCUUCACUGUGGAUGGUGUUCUCGGGGUAAUGAGAGGUGUUGGGUUUGCGCCAGACAUAGCGUUUUCCUUGAUGGCCAAAAGGCUCAAUUUUAGUCUCAUCUGACCAGUGUACCUUCUUCCAUAUGUUUGGGGAGUCUCCCACAUGCCUUUUGGCGAACACCAAACGUGUUUGUUUAUUUUUUUCUUUAAGCAAUGGCUUUUUUUCUGGCCACUCUUCCGUAAAGCCCAGCUCUGUGGAGUGUACGGCUUAAAGUGGUCCUAUGGACAGAUACUCCAAUCUCCGCUGUGGAGCUCUGCAGCUCCUUCAGGGUUAUCUUUGGUCUCUUUGUUGCUUCUCUGAUUAAUGCCCUCCUUGCCUGGUCUGUGAGUUUUGGUGGGCGGCCCUCUCUUGGCAGGUUUGUUGUGGUGCCAUAUUCAUAUUCAUGGGAUAUUCAAAGUUUCUGAUAUUUUUUUACAACUCAACCCUGAUCUGUACUUCUCCACAACUUUGUCCCUGACCUAUUUGGAGAGCUCCUUGGUCUUCAUGGUGCUGCUUAGUGGUGUUGCAGAUUCUGGGGCCUUUCAGAACAGGUGUAUAUAUACUGAGAUCAUGAGACAGAUCAUGUGAUACUUAGAUUGCACACAGGUGGACUUUAUUUAACUAAUUAUGUGACUUCUGAAGGUAAUUGGUUGCACCAGAUCUUAUUUAGGGGCUUCAUAGCAAAGGGGGUGAAUACAUAUGCACGCACCACUUUUACGUUAUUUAUUUGUUAGAAUUAUUUGAAACAAGUACUUUUUUUCAUUUCACUUCACCAAUUUGGACUAUUUUGUGUAUGUCCAUUACAUUAAAUCAAUUUAAAUUACAGGUUGUAAUGCAACAAAAUAGGAAAAACGCCAAGGGGGAUGAAAACUUUUGCAAGGCACUGUGUAUGUACAAAUUACCUUGACUAACCUGUACCCCCGCACAUUGACUCGGUACCGGUACCCCCUGUAUAUAGCCUCGUUAUUGUUAUUUUGUGUUACUUUUUAUAAUUGUUUUACCUUAGUUUAUUUGGUAAAUAUUUUUUUAACUCUUUCUUGAACUGCAUUGUUGGUUAAGGGCUUGUAAGUAAGCAUUUCACAGUAAGUUCUCCACCUGUUGUACUCAGCGCAUGUGACAAAUAAUGUUCGAUUUGAUUUGAAUAUUGAGUUGCACCCCCUUUUUAGCCUUCAGAACAGCCUCAAUUCGUCGGGGCAUGGAUUCUACAAGUUGUCGAAAGUGUUCCACAGGGAUGCUGGUCCAUGUUGACUCCAAUGCUUCUCACAUUUGUGUCAAGUUGGCUGGAUUUCCUUUGGCUGGUGGAUCAUUCUUGAUACACAUGGGAAACUGUUGAGCGUGAAAUACCCAGCAGUGCUGCAGUUCUUGACGCACUCAAACCGGUGCACCUACUACCAAACCCUGUUCAAAGUCACUUAAAUGUUUUGUCUUGCCAAUUCACCCUCUGAAUGGCACACAUACACAAUUUAUGUCUCAAUUGUCUCAAGGCUUAAAAAUCCUUCUUUAACCUGUCUCCUCCCCUUCAUCUACACUGAUUGAAGUGGAUUUAACAGGUGACAUCAAUAAGGGAUCAUAGCUUUCACCUGGAUUCACCUUGUCAGUCUAUGUCAUGGAAAGAGUUUUGUACACUCAGUGUAUAUAAAACACAGGAAAAUCACAGUUUGGACUGCACUGAUCCUUUAAGUAGAAAAUGUGCACCAAUAUUGAAUUUUUAAAAGCCAUUUAUAUUUAAUGACAUGACCUUUAAUAUAGACCACAUGGAGAAUUCAAUCAAUCAGAAUGAAUAGACCUUCUAAAGUGCCAAAAUUCCGAAUUUUACAUCUCCCUCUCUGCACCCUCUGUUACUUCCAGGAAGAUUUUAAUCCACAUGACACCAACAUUUCUCCAAGUUUUCACCAUCAUUGUAAAGCCCUAGUUAUUUUGUUGCUUUGACAAUGUAAUUUCUGAAGAUUAAUGAAAAAAAUAAGUAAACCUGGCCCUCAUUUGAAGAUCAACCCUGUUACCUGAACUGAACUCUCGUUUUAAUAUGGUGAAACUAUUCCUUUUAAAUACUUUUUUCAAAAGAAACAUUGAACAUCUAAUAGUCAAAUCAUAGUGUAAAAGCAGGUGGGCUGGUUCUACUCUUUUGGCCAUUUUGUGGUGAAAAACUGGGUGGGUGGAACAUAACACGUCAACACUGUUACCCAUAGAUAGACAGGUUAGGCAUGUUUAAACAAUGUUUUUUGUUUUUUUACUUGCAUUCAAUUGUCCCUCCCUGUUGCACACAACAAGCUUCCAUGCCCCUGUCACAAGUGGAUUUACGGCUGAUUUAAGGUGAAAUCGUCAACCUGGUUACUUUAUUUGACACGCAACAGGCACUUACUAUAGUUAUUUUUGUAUUUACCCUCUUGAGAUGGGAAAACUUGUUUUUUUAUUAGGUUCAACAUGUGCUCUUUAUGACAUAAUUUUUUUCCCCCACCAAGUUACACAUCUCAAAAGGCACCGAAUUGGUGGAAUGACCCACCUGCCCCUCUCUAUCCUGUAUCAGGGAUCUUUUUCUCUCUGGAGUACAACAUCACACCUUACCUAAGAAGAAAAUGCCUUCUUCCUGAUGAUGAUGGUGAGUGAAAAUCCCAGCGUGUUGUUGGAGUAGAGGUUCUUGUUUGUGGAAUUUCCUGCCCCCUGGAAUUUAUGUUCCCCUCCCUGCUCUUCUUUGUUCCUCUCUGUCCCCCUCCCUACCCCUCCCGGCCCGUCUCUGUUCGGUAUCGGGGAUCUUUGUCCCUCUGGAGUAUAAAAGACAGACAGACCUCACCUGAGAGACAACCUGCCUCCUCUCCUCCAUCUACACUUCAUCCAUCCAUCCAUCCAUCCAUCCAUCUCACCAACAGAUCUACGAGGGAGAGAGAGAAGAGAGAGAAGGAGGAGAAACAGAGAGAUGAGCCCAACACAACAAAACAGAGGGCAGACAGUCAAACGAGGGAAGAGUUGAACCACAGUUUGGACAGACCUACUAAUUCCAGAGCUUUUCUUUGUUUUUUUUUCAACAAAACAGAGGACAGACAUUCAAACGAGGGAAGAGUUGAACCACAGUUUGGACAGACCUACUAAUUCCAGGGCUUUUCUUUAUUUUUUUUGCUAUUUGCUAUUUCACUUGCUAUUUCACAGUAUACAGAUCACAUAAGGCCUUCAUCUUCAUACACCAUUCUCAGUCAGACAAAUGGUUUGCUGUUGAUGAAUAGUACUUCAUCUUUCACUUGCUAUUUCACAGUGACAACAGACAGACAGACAUGCUCUUCAAAGUACAGGUAAGCACCAGCCAAUAUAGUCACUCACUAUGCAUAUAACCUAUAUGAGAGUUAUAUGAAAUUAUUUAUAUUUAUAGUAUGGGUCUCUCUCUAUUCUAUCCCCUGUCAGUGUGUAAGGUUAGAGCUCUAGAAAGGACGUUGUUGACUAUUGGUGAUGUGUGGAACUGUAAUGUGACCAAUAUGGACCCCAUGCAUUAAUUGAUCCAUCAUAUAUUGAUAUAUGUGGGUCUCUCUCUACUCCACUGACAGUCAGUGUGUGAGGUUAGAAGCCCAGAGAGAAUAAAGUUGUAUGUAUGUAUGUCUGUCUGUCUGUGAUUUGUAUGGUGAAUACUUCAGCUGUUAGACUCCAGUUUUAUCAUCUUAUACGAUUAGGUGUUUUUUAAAAUAAUUUGAUGUCAUGGGGUGUUCUGUUUUAAUGACUCACGUCACACUUGGCUACAUAACGCUCACCAAUUGAACGCUGUUUGGGUCAGUACUCGUCUCAUUAUCUGAACUGUCAAAUAACACACAGGUGAUUUUUUAAAACUGAAAACAACAAACUGUAAGGAAUUCCGGUAGGCCUAGCCUAAAACUGAAAAGUACAAAAUGAUAAAGAAAGUUUUUAUGUUCAUUCUUUCCCUCUGUCUCUCAAGACUGUAUUAAUGCAUACUGCUGUCUGUCUGUUUCUGUGUUUGUCAGAGAUCCUUCAGACCCAUGUCUGCUACACUGAGAGGACUCCACCAGUCUGCCCUGGACGGUAAGCUCAGCUCAGCACUCUUCUCUGUACUGUGUACUCUCUGCUGUUUCCAUCCUGUGUUAGGAUUUUCCUUUAUCACAAUAUCAAAACACACACACACACAAACACAAACACGUUCGUUAAGUGUUUCUUUCUGGCUUGGCCAUGAGGAAGCUGAUGUUUGACAGUAGUAAAUAUUGGUCUGUUCUGUUCUAUUCAUACAGGCUGUGUUGGUCAGGUCUAUACUGUACAUAGACCUAGGCUACAUAGACCUACAUUGACAUAGGCUGUCUGUGUUGGUUCUCUAACUCUCCGUCUCAGUUCAGACGUGAAUAAACUGAGCUUAGAACAUACUGGGGAGGUUUUAAACAUUCCUGUCUUCUCCUGUCAUCGUCUCCCUUCUUCUCCCCUCUCCUCGUCCUCUUCAACACCUCCUCUCCCCCUCUCCCUCCCUGCUCCUCUCCUUCUCUCCCCACUCUCUUCCUGCCCCUUUCCACCUCUCCCCCCUCACCCCCCCUCCGCCUCCUCCUCCUCUCCUUCCCCUCCUCCUCUCCGUCCUCCUCCCCACUCUUCCUUUCAUCCCCUCCCCCAUCCUCCUUCUCUCCUCCUUCCCAUUCCCUCCUCUCCUCUUUCCCUCCAGUGAUGCAGCAUCCAGCCUCAGAGGACAGUGUGACGGCCAGUUUUGGACAGUUCAUCCAGGGUGUCCAGCCCCACCACCUGACCCCCACCCUGCUCCACCGUAGCAAGAGGAUGGUUCUGGACUCCAUCGGAGUGGGACUACUGGGCAGCACCACACAGGUCUUCCAACUGGCCCUACAACACUGUCAGGUGAGAUAAUAGAAUAGAUGCUUUAUUGUCCAUUUGUAACAACGGAAACUUGUCUUCUGCCUUUCCCAACAUCCCUAGAUAUACACACGCACACACGUUGAGAGGCACAGGGUCAGCCACACAGAGCGCCCCUGGAUGCAGAGCAAUUGUGAGGGGUUAAGUGCCUUGCUCAAGGGCCCAAUGGCAGGGGAUGGUAUAUUGGAUCAGAGACCAGCAGCUUUGCAGCAGCUUAUUAUGUGUCGCCCGGGACUUGAACCAGCACCUUUCAGCUUCCUUUUCUCCUCGUCUCCUUCCCUUCACCCUUAACCCUACCCCUAACUGAUGUGAAAGCGGAUAGCUUGUAGUGAUGUCAAUCUACCAUGUUUGCACAUCAGUGCACAUGAAGGAGAGGACACAAGGAGAUGAGGCAAGGACGUUUCUCUGACUGACAGCUCAAUGAGUCCAGUCCAGUGCUGUAACAGUGUGUAAGAGGCAGAGAAAGCCUGCGGACAACACACAGUAACUGGAGCUAGGUUUAAGGUUAGACAGAGACAAUUGACAGACUACAUAACUUUUAGAAGCAGACACUCUGUCAUCCCUUAAAGAGUCAGGACAGGAAUGGAGGAAUGGAGUGUACUCUGUAAAGAUUGGUCACUCCCCAUGGUGAUUGAGUUCCUGUGUAGCCGUGUGGAAACACAGUGUGAUAUGGACACAGUGUUGUUAGGAAGAGGAGAAAAACAGUUUGUUUUAACAGUUCUGUUGUCUGUCUGUUCUGUCUCUAUAACGCCCCCUACCGUCUAUCCUCUGUCCUGCAGCACAUGUACGCUCCCGAUGACAUCAGUUCUGUUUACGGACGCAGAGGAACCAGACUCUCCCCAACCCUUGCUGCCUUUGUCAACGGAGUGGCCGUGAGUAGAUACAUCUACAGUAGAUCUGCAUAGACAUGAGUGUAGAUAUGUAAGGUAGAAUAGCAUAGACACUGUAGCGAAGAGACAGUGGAUAUACAGUACCAGUCAAAAGUUGACACACCUACUCAUUCCAGGGUUUAUCUUUAUUUUUACUAUUUUCUACAUUGUAGAAUAAUAGUGAAGAAUUCAAAACUAUGAAAUAACACAUAUGGAAUCAUGUAGUAACCAAAAAUUGUGUUAAACAAAUCAAAAUAUAUUUUAUAUUUGAGAUUCUUCAAUAUAGCCACCCUUUGCCUUGAUGACAGCUUUGCACUCUCUUGGCAUUCUCUCAACCAGCUUCAUGAGGUAGUCACCUGGAAUGCAUUCCAAUUAACAGGUGUGCCUUCUUAAAAGUUAAUUUGUGGAACUUAUUUCUUUCUUAAUGCGUUUGAGCCAAUCAGUUGUGUUGUGACAAGGAAGGGGUGGUAUACAGAAGAUAGCCCUAUUUAGUAGAAUACCAAGUCCACAUUAUGGCAAGAGCAGCUCAAAUAAGCAAAGGGAAACGACAGUCCAUCAUUACUUUAAGACAUGAAGGUCAGUCAAUACAGAACAUUUCAAGAACUUUGAAAGUUUCUUCAAGUGCAGUCGCAAAAACCAUCAAACGUGUUACGGAUACAGGUAUCCUGUAUGUGUAUUUGUUUUUCCUCUCCUUCAGUCGUAAUCACAGGUGUCCCUUGUUUUCCUGAUUGGUGGUCGUUGGGGUGUCCCACCUGUCCGACAUCCGUUCGUCUGCUGAUUGCUGAGGUGGACCAAUCAGUGGACACUCCUCCGUUUUGCACCACCUGUUUCUGGUUUUUCAUUACCAUGUCACAUCCCCUGGUUUUAAAAAGCCAGUCAGUUGUGUUUUCUGACAGAGAAAACUCUUUGUGAGUAUGGAUCAUGUGGUGUCUUGUUUUUGUGUACUCAUGCAAGUGCAGUCUAGUCCAUAUUGGACCUAUGUUGUUUGUUUGUGCCUGGGAAAAAGGGGGUUUAGCAAGUCGCCCUUGGGCAUACACACUAGUUAGACCUGUCUAACACACUAGUUAGACCUGAGCGGACCACCCACUGUAUUUUUGUAUGGUUAGCAGUAGCUUAGUGGUUCUUGAGGCAGGCAAGAUCAGUUUAGUUUUUUUUUACUUUAUUGUUUCCUUCCUUGGGUCCAGCUCAGCCCCUUUUCCCCAAACUGUUUAUUGUGUGUUUAUAAUAAACAUUUUGUCUUUGACGGUAGCAUAUGGUUGUUGGUGUAUUUUGUUCUCACUGUUCCUUGUCAAUAUUCUAAUUCGCAUGAGUUAUGUUACAGGUCUCUUUUCCAUCCACCCUAGACUUUUAAAGCCACGGGGUUCGUAACAUAACGUGGGGGUUCGUCCGGGAUAUCUCAAUGAUACCCAUGCCACUCAUGCAAAUUGGUUUAGUGUCUGGUUCAGUGUUGAGCUUGGCAGCUGUGACUAGCUGGUUUCGUGUGCAGUAUUUGUCGGCUCGUGUUGCUAGCUUAAGAUGGCUACUUUUGAUUUGGAUGCCUUUUUGGAAAAACCUACGUGGGAAGUUUUUGAUAAUUGCCGUAGAGUGGAUCUACAGGCUUUGGCUGACCACUUUUCUAUACCCAUACCGAGGGUUUUAGUGAAAGCGGAAGUUAGGAAAGUGGUGUUAGAGGUAUUAUUGAACGAUCGAGUGCUUGAGUUACCGCCGCCUGAGCCUGCUGCUCCUGUAGGGGAUGUGGCUGCUGCUCCUGUAAGCCCGUCGGUGUCUGAGGACAAGGGCGAGGCUAAGGCUCCAGACAUAGCCCCGUUUUGACCCACUCCCCACUGUCAGACAGUGAUGCCAGGAUGGAUGUCCACUCGACACUGCUCCAAAUGGAGGCGGAAGAGAGGGCACAAAUCAGGCGAGAAAAGUUGGAGAUGCGUAAGCUAAAGGCAGAACUGGAGACACGUAGACUUGAUCAAGAACUGGAGACGCGUAAGAUGGAACUGGAGGCAGAGACAGCGAGGUUAGUCACUGCUCAUGCUAUGCCUGCUAGGAAGCCGUCCUCACCAGCUGUGUCGUCUGCUACUUUUGAUAUUAGUAGACAGAUCACCUUAGUACCUGUGUUUAGGGAGUCAGAGGUUGACUCCUAUUUUAGUGUUUUUGAGCGUAUAGCAGUAGCAUUGAAAUGGCCCGAAGAGGUAUGUUGCCUAUUACUUCAGUGUAAAUUAAAGCCCAAGAGGUUCUGUCAGCGCUACCUCUUGAAGACAGCUUGAAUUAUGACGUGGUCAAAGCUACUGUUCUUCGUGCCUAUGAGCUGGUUCCUGAGGCAUAUCGACAGAGAUUUAGGUCUCAUAAAAAGUAUUCGACUCAGACUUCUUUGGAGUUUGCUAGAGACAAAGGAAAUCUGUUUGACAAAUGGCACACUGCUAGUAAGGUAACUGAUUUUAACUCUACGGGAGUUAAUCUUGUUAGAAGAGUUAAAAAAUGGCUUACUCGGCCGCAUUGUAGUUUACCUAAACGAACAGAAAGUAUCCUCACUGUCGGAAGCGUCUGUAUUGGCAGACGAGUUUGUGUUGACGCACAAGAGCGUGUUUUCGGCUCAUAAGGAGAGCAGGGCUGCGGAGUUGCUAACUCUUAGCCCUAGUCGACCAGCAGUACAUCCAGCAUGCCCGAAAGAUGUGUGUCACUGUUUCUAUUGUCAUAAGGUGGGACAUAUACAGUUGAAGUCGGAAGUUAACAUACACCUUAGCCAAAUACAUUUAAAAUCAGUUUUUCACAAUUCCUGACAUUUAAUCCUAGUAAAAAUUCCCUGUUUUAGGUCAGUUAGGAUCACCACUUUAUUUUAGGAAUGUGACAUUUCAGAAUAAUAGUAUAGAGAGUGAUUUAUUUCAGCUUUUAUUUAUUUCAUCACAUUUCCAGUGGGUCAGAAGUUUACAUACACUCAAUUAGUAUUUGGUAGCAUUGUCUUUAAAUUGUUUAACCUGGGUCAAACGUUUAGGGUAGCCUUCCACAAGCUUCCCACAAUAAGUUGGGUGAAUUUUUGCCCAUUCCUCCUGACAGAGCUGGUGUAACUGAGUCAGGUUUGUAGGCCUCCUUGCUCGCACAUGCUUUUUCAGUCCUGCCCACAAAUGUUCUAUAAGAUUGAGGUCAGGGCUUUGUGAUGGCCACUCCAAUACCUGUUGUCCUUAAGCCAUUUUGCCACAACUUUGGAAGUAUGCUUGGGGUCAUUGUCCAUUUGGAAGACCCAUUUGCGACCAAGCUUUAACUUCCUGACUGAUGUCUUGAGAUGUUGCUUCAAUAUAUCCACAUAAUUUUCCUUCCUCAUGAUGCCAUCUAUUUUGUGAAGUGUACCAGUGCCUCCUGCAGCAAAAUACCCCCACAGCAUAAUGCUGCCACGCCCGUGCUUCACGUUUGGGAUGGUGUUCUUUAGCUUGCAAGAUACCCCCAUUUUCCUCCAAACAUAACGAUGGUCAUUAUGACCAAACAGUUCUAUUUUUGUUUCAUCAGACCAGAGGACAUUUCUCCAAAUUUUGGAGCAGUGGCUUCUUCCUUGCUGAGCGGCCUUUCAGGUUAUGUCGAUAUAGGACUCAUCUUACUGUGGAUAUAGAUCAUUUUGUACCUGUUUCCUCCAGCAUCUUCACAACGUCCUAUGCUGUUGUUCUGGGAUUGAUUUGCACUUUUCGCACCAAAGUACGUUCAUCUCUAGGAGACAGAACGCGUCUCCUUCCUGAGCCGUAUGACAGCUGUGUGGUCCCGUGGUGUUUAUACUUGCGUACUAUUGUUUGUAUAGAUGAACGUGGUACCUUCAGGCGUUUGGAAAUUGCUCCCAAGGAUGAACCAGACUUGUGGAGGUCUACAAUUUUCUUUCUGAGGUCUUGGCUGAUUUCUUUUGAUUUUCCCAUGAUGUCAAGCAAAGGGGCACUGAGUUUGAAGGUAGGCCUUGAAAUACAUCCACAGGUACACCUCCAAUUGACUCAAAUGAUGUAAAUUAGCCUAUCAGAAGCUUCUAAAGCCAUGAUAUCAUUUUCUGGAAUUUUCCAAGCUGUUUAAAGGCACAGUCAACUUAGUGUAUGUAAACUUCUGACUCACUGGAAUUGUGAUACAGUGAAUUAUAAGUGAAAUUAUCUGUCUGUAAACAAUUGUUGGAAAAAUUACUUGUGUCAUGCACAAAGUAGAUGUCCUAACCAACUUGCCAAAACUAUAGUUUGUUAACAAUACAUUUGUUGUUGAAAAACAAGUGUUAAUGACUCCAACCUAAGUGUAUGUAAACCUCCGACUUCAACUGUAUAUAAUAAUUGCUUUCUGCACGCCAGGCCGCCAACGGGUGUUGGGCUGAUUCGUACGGUUGUAAGGCCAGAAUCAAAACAGAUGCCUCGUGGUAAAUUUGGUUUGAAAGUCCCAGAUCGCAGCUAUGAACCGUUCAUUUUUGAGGGGUUUGUUUCCAUAUCAGAUGACGAAGCGUCUCAGCAUCCGGUUAGAAUCCUUAGAGAUACUGGUGCAGCCAGUCGUUCAUACUAUCUGAUGUGUUGCCCUUGUCCGAUAAUACAUAUUGUGGUUCCAGUGUGUUAAUACAGGGAAUUGAAAUGGGAUUCGUCCCAGUGCCAUUGCACUUUGUGAACGUACACUUUGAGUUAGUCAGUGGAUUGUUCAGAGUUGGAGUACGUCCUAUGUUGCCAGUAAAAGGUGUGACAUUUAUAAUGGGCAACGGUAUUGCCGGAGGAAAGGUGAUACCCGUAUUGGAGGUAUUAGAUGAAAGUGACCAGUCUCUCUCAGAGGAGCUGGCACAGGGUUAUCCACAUUUGUUCCCCACUUGUGCUGUCACACGUGCUCAAGAACGACAAGUGGGUGACGUGAUAGAUUUGUCAAACACGACUCUAUUCAGAGAGUGUGACCCAGAGGAUGGCUUGUGUGCUACCUCUGGUAAGGUGGUGUGGUCUGACCAACAGCCCAAGGAAGGGAAGAAGUAUGUGGAACUUGUUGCGGAUGCAAUACAGUUACUAGUCACUCGUGAGCAGCUGAUUGCUAACCAAAAGGUUGACAUUAGCCUGGCUAAAUGUUUUUCUAGUGUUGUCUCAGAGGAGGAGCUAAAGAAGAAAAACAUGGCAUACUUCAUUGAUGGUAAUCUCCUCAUGCGUAAAUGGGCAUCCCAUGUUGGCGCUGGCGGAGAUUGGAAUGCUGUUUACCAAAUAGUGAUUCCUACAGCCUUUCGACAAAAUGUUUUAUCCCUCGCUCAUGAUCACCAGUGGUCCGGACAUCUGGGAGUCACCAAGACUUAUGAUCGGGUUUUUCGACAUUUCUUUUGGCCCGGUUUAAAACAAGAUGUGGCUCAGUUCUGUUGGACAUGCCACACCUGUCAAGUAACUGGGAAACCGAACCAGGUUAUUCCUCCCGCUCCUCUUUGUCCCAUACCUGUCAUAGGUGAACCAUUUGAACAUGUGAUGGUUGAUUGUGUUGGACCAUUACCGAAGACAAAAGCUGGUAACCAGUUUCUGUUGACAGUUAUGUGUGUGGCCACCAGAUUCCCAGAAGCCAUUCCUCUGCGAAGGAUUACUGCUCCGGUGGUGAGUAAAGCCUUGAUUAAAUAUUUCUCAACUUUUGGGUUACCUAAGGUGGUACAAACUGAUCAAGGUACGAAUUUCCUUUCUAAGCUUUUCAAACAAGUGUUAAAAUCCUUGUCAGUUACACACCGUGUGUGAAGCGCAUAUCACCCAGAGUCUCAGGGUGCGCUUGAACGUUGGCAUCAGACACUGAAGUCUAUGCUCCGUAAAUAUUGUUAGGAAUCUGAGAAGGAUUGGGAUGAGGGAGUUCCUCUAGUUUUGUUUGCUGUCUGUGAGACGGUACAGGAAGCCCAGAGUGAAGGAAAAGCAGCCAACAAGUGCUCAGCAUAUGUGGGAACUCCUUCAAGAGUGUUGGAAAAGCAUUCCAGGUGAAGCUGGUUGAGAGAAUGCCAAGAGUGUGCAAAGCUGUCAUCAAGGAAAAGGGUGGCUACUUUGAAGAAUCUCAAAUAUAAAAUAUAUUUUGAUUUGUUUAACACUUUAUUGGUUACUACAUGAUUCCAUGUGUUAUUUCAUAGUUUUGAUGUCUUCACUCUGCAAUGUAGAAAAUAGUAAAAAUAAAGAAAAACCCUUGAAUAAGUAGGUGUGUCCAAACUUUUGACUGGUACUGUACAUAAAAUAGAACAUUAGCCACGAGGGAAACACUGACCUAAAGCACAUCAUCACCACCACCACCACAGUCAUUCAGCCACACAAGCUGGAAAAUGGAAACCCUCAACAUUCACCUUCUGUUUGUAGGUUAGAGUUAAACAGACAGGUCUAAAUAUAAAUAUGAAGCGAUGAUGGGCAGAUCCAGGCAUGUGCACAGAUAGAGGCCUAGGGGUGCUGGUCAAUGCCUGCUAUAGUUAUUACACCUGUUCAUCGCUGGCUAGGGUUAGCACAUUAUUGUUAACAGAGAGGGAGAGGCAGAGAACAUAGAUAUAUGUGGACACUAUAGGGCUCCUAUUACCACAGAGAGACAGACAGACAUACAGACAGACAGGUCAUAAAGACAGAGUAGCCAGCAUCCCAUAAAAACUUCCAGCAACAGAUUUAAUUGUCAGUAUUUGUCACUAUUUACUUUCUCAUGUGGUAAACCAACUGUGUUCAACCACCUUCCUUGGUUUUCUAACGAAAAUAACAUUUUGAUCAUUAAAGCAAUGAGUCUGAUAAUAACUGUGGUCUUUCCAUUGUCUGUCUCCAUUGCAUGUCUGUUGUCCAAGAUAACUGUAUGUUGUCUGUCUGUUGUCUCUGGGCUAACUGUGUCUUUUGUGUGCCUGUUGUGUGUCGGUUGUCCUGUCCAGGCCCACUCCAUGGACUUUGACGACACCUGGCACCCUGCUACUCACCCGUCGGGGGUGGUCCUUCCUGCCCUACUGGCGGUCAGCGACAUGCUGCCCAACAACAGAAAGCCUAGUGGGCGGGACUUCCUGUUGGCCUUCAACGUUGGGAUAGAGGUCCAGGGACGCCUGAUGAGGUUCUCCAACGAGGCUCACAACAUCCCCAAGAGGUGAGGACUGGACCAUUACUCUGGUGCUCUCUAUUGGGCUGUAACAUAAAGUAUUCUCAAUGCCUACAGGUCUGUUUGUGUGGUAUUCUACCAGCCUGUCUGUGGGAUAGGAGAGGCUCAGUGGCUAGUCUAAUUUGUUUAGUUUAACAGGUGGAUUCCCUCAGACAUAUAGGUGUUUAUACACCAUUACAGACACUCUACUUUGUUUACACUGUGAGAAUACGCUGAAAUGACUUAUAAUUUGUUAAUUCCCUCAAGACCGCUGAAACAGACUCUCAGCCUCUCCUCCCUACGCAGGCCUAUACUGUAUAAACCUGAUGACUGUCCUGUAGUAUUCUGUUCUGCACUAGACAGACACCUGUCCUCACUUUAGACAAAUGCAGGUUAGCGUUUUUGAUCAGGAAUCUUGUUCUGGAGGCAGCUUUGCAGAGUGAUCACUAACUGGCAUAAAAUCUGAUUUGAAACCUAACCCUAACCACACUGCUAUCUCUAUUGCCUAACUCUAACCUUAAAUUAAGACCAAAAGCUAAUAUUUGUUUUCAUGAAUAUAGCCAAUUUUGACUUUGCAGCUGGCCUAUCUAAGGGGAAAGUGCUCAGUUCUGCCUCCAGGACAAGACUCAUGACAAUAAACGUCCACCUGCUAGACAGACACCUGUACUCACUGGCCCAGCACUCAUUUAAUAAUGACUGAGCUGUCAGACACUUUACUCAAGAUUACUCAAUUGGGCUGCUACUAAAAAAUACAUGUUUAUUUUAGUUUUAGUUUAGUCAUCAACCUGUGCUUCCAAAACAUCUGGGCCCAGAUUCACAAAACACUUCUUAUGCAAAAACUUAAGAAGCUUCUUAAGGAAAAAAAUAAGAAGUUCAAAAGAUAGUUCGCAAGUGCAAUUCCUCAACAAUAUCUUAAGAUUGUAUGAUUUUCUUACCAACUUCUCAAAUAUCUUCUUACAAAUAGUCUUAAGAUGUUUGUUGCUAGGCAACCGUUUUAGCUAGCUAUCUAGCUAGCAAUGGCAAUCAUGUUAGCAUAUUUCUUAUUAAGAUUACAGUUCUAAAACAUGUUCUUGGGUUUAAAAUAAUCAAUAUUGAAACUAUCAGAUGAAGUUUGUGAGUGAAUUAAACAUGUUCCAUUGCUUUCAUUAGCUUUUUCUCUCACUGCCCUGAGUUUAAAACAAAGGUUUAGCUAUCUUGGAAUUAAGAACAUUUCCAAUAACUUUAUUUUCAAGAAUCUAAUUUCUUCUUAACUUUUUGCUUAACCUCUACGGGAUCGUUGUCCUGUAUACGGGACGGUUGAGCUAACGUGCGCUAACGUGAUUAGCAUGACUGUUGUAAGUAACAGCAAACUUUCCAGGACAUAGACAUGUCUUAUAUGGGCAGAAAGCUUAAAUUAUUGUUAAUCUAACUACACUGUCCAAUUUACAGUAGCUAUUACAGUGAAAAAAGACCAUGCUAUUGUUUGAGGAGAGUGCACAACAACAAUAAACUUAUCACGGCAACUGGUUUGAUACAUUCACCUCUGAAGGUAAAUAAUGUACUUACAUUCAGUAAUCUUGCUCUUAUUUGUCAUCCUAAGGGUCCCAGAGAUAAAAUGUAGCAUAGUUUUGUUUGAUAAAAUGUAACAAUUGACCAAUUCAGCACAUUUGGGCAGACUUGAUACAGAAUAGUCCAGUAUUGCAAUGCUUCACUGGAUCAAUCUGACAUUUUGCACACACUGCUGCCAUCUAGUGGACAAAAUCUAAAUUGCGCCUAAACUGCAAUAUCAUAUUGUGGCCUUUCUCUUGCAUUUCAAAGAUGGAACAAAAAAAUAAAUAGAAAACGCAUGUUUUUUUUGUUUCUAUUAUCGUUUAUCAGAUCUAAUGUGUUAUAUUCUCCUACAUUCAUUUCACAUUUCCACAAACUUCAUAGUGUUUCCUUUUAAAUGGUAUCAAGAAUAUGCAUAUCUUUGCUUCAGGUCCUGAGCUACAGGCAGUUUGAUUUGGGUAUGUCAUUUUAGGCGAAAAUUGGAAAAAAGGGUCCGAUCCUUAAGAGGUUAAGGAGAAACAUAAGAAAUAGCGCAAUAACAUUUCCAAUAACCUUUUUGGGGAAUAUCAACUUUGCUUAACUUUCUUCUUAAGUCUAUAAUUAAGGAAAAAAUGGUAAUUAAGAAGAAAUGUAUUCUUAAGAAGGUUUUGUGAAUCUGGGCCCCCCUCCCUCCAGGUUCCACCCUCCCACCGUCGUGGGUACUCUGGGUAGUGCUGCAGCCUGCGCCCGCCUCCUCUCUCUGGAACGCUCUCAGUGUAGCCACGCCCUGGCCAUCGCUGCCAGCCUAUCAGGAGCCCCCAUGGUGAACGCGGCCACCCAGUCUAAACCCCUCCACAUUGGCAACGCUGCGCGGCUGGGGCUGGAGGCAGCUCUACUGGCCUCAAUAGGACUGGAGGCCUCGCCCAGAGUCCUUGAUGACAACGCCGGGGUAGCGGGGUUCAGCGCCUUCUAUGAGGACUACGCCCCACGACCUUUAACCUCUCCAGAGGAGGAGGGGGUGCGGUUCCUGCUGGAGGACCAGGACAUGGGGUUCAAGAGGUUCCCGGCCCACCUGGGGAUGCACUGGGUGGCCGACGCUGCUGCCUCUGUGCAUAAGCUGCUGCAGGGGAGGGGGCAGGGGUCACAGGUCGUAGGUCAGGUCCAGGACAUCCUGCUGAGGGUUCCCUGCUCCAAGUACAUUAACCGUCCGUUCCCGGAGUCAGAGCACCAGGCCAGACACUCCUUCCAGUUCAAUGCCUGCUCUGCCCUGCUGGACGGGGAGGUCACCGUGUUCUCAUUCUCCCAGGAGGCACUAAAGCGCCCCGACCUGCUGGCCUUGCUGAGGCGUGUCCGCGUCGAGCAUCCCCAUGACAACCCGGCUAACUUCGACCGCAUGUACGGCGAGGUGCAGGUGACGCUGGUGGGUGGGGAUGUGCUGAAGGGACGCUGUGAUACUUUCUAUGGCCACUGGCGCAACCCGCUGACCAAUGAGAGCCUGAGGAAGAAGUUCCGUAGCAACGCGGGGGCGGUCCUACCCAGGGAGAAGGUGGAGGGGCUGAUUGAGGCUGUAGAGGGACUGGACAGACUGGAAGACUGCUCUCUUCUACUGGCACAGCUG